GGCUGCGGCGAGCCGGUAGCGGGAGCUUGGCUCAGGUCCAGGACGCCCCCGCGCGCUCCCUCGCCGGGGCUCCCGCCUCCUGCCGGCCGCGCGCCCCGCGCUGGGCUGCAGGGAACUGCGGGCCGGACCUCGAGCUGCUGCCGGAGCUGCGCAGUCCGCGGAGCAGGGAAACUAAGAGCCGGCCCCGCCGCGGCUCUCCGCACGCCCCAGCCCAGGGGGCGCCUGGCACGGCGGCGGGGCUUGCAGCCUGCAGACUCCGCGUCCAGCCCGGGGGGCCGCCGCAGGGCCACCGGGCGUCCGCCUCAGCCGCGGGUGGCUGCUGACGUCAGGGAGGCAAAAACCAGAAGCAGAAGAGGAAAAAAAAAAAAAGGCACUGGAGCGGAAGGGGAAAAACUUUAUUUUUUUUUUGUCGUUUUCUCUUCAGCGGCUGAGGCGAAGGGCAGGCGCUCAGGACCCGGCCCCGGAGGCCCGACGGGGCGCCAGGCAUGUGGGACCCGCAGGAAUUCGCGCGCCACUGGCAGGCCGAGUUCCCCGGGGAGGAGGCACCAGUCAUGAAGCUGGACUCGGUCCUGGACAUGGAGCGGGAGCUGGAGCGCUGCAAACUCAACCUGAAGCGGCUGCAACAGGUGUUGGCUGAGGAGAAGUUCAAAGUCUCCUACCUGCAGGCCGCCCUGGCCGGGGAGACGCCGGACCUCGGCUGUGAGCGCGCGGCGGGUGGCAGCGGGGGCGCCCCGGCCGAGGAACCAGAGCCAGAGCCAGCCGGGCAGGCGCCAGAGCUGGAGCCCGAGCCGCGCGAGGAGGAGGAGGAGGGCGCAGCACGCUGCGGCGGAGGACCCCAAGGCCCUGCGCGCGCGGACCCUGAGGUGGCGGCGCCGCCCGAGGCGCUCCCACGCGCGUUCCCGGACCUCCCCGCCUGGCCCGGGGCGGCUGGCGCUGGGGGCGCGGUGCGCAGCUUGACCGCCGCCAUCCACCAGCAGCUGCUGCAGCCUCGCUUGCUGUUCCAACCGCGGGAGGACAGCGCGUCCCCCGGCCACGAUGGCUCGGGUGCGGGCGCCCCUGGAGAGCAGCGGUCCUCGGGCAGCAGCGCGGGGCGGGGCUCGGAGGAGGGCGAGCCGGACGCUUCGGGCGCUGACGAGUGGGGAGACAGCAGUGACCACGACUUCGAGAUGGUAGAUUUGAACGAGAAAUUUGUCCUCGGCCACUUGCUCAUGGCCCCUUGCCGUUUCGGUACCCGCGAGGAGGCCGAGAAGCGGGCACGGGCGUGCAGCCCCCACCGCUGGAUGCACCUGAUCCCCGGGGGCCGGCGGCAGCAGCGCCAAAGCCGCGACCAGGAGCAGGCGGAGGCGGAGACCAAGGACUGCCGGGGCUCACCUCUAGCCGAGGAUGAGCCCCUUAGACGCGGGGCCCGCGAGCACCUGCCCCCGUGGCGACGCAAGAGGUUCCUGCGGGUGCCCGAGCGGGAUUCACCCAGCCACAGCUCGCCUGAGAGGGGCAGCGACGGCAGUCGCAACAGCUCGGACCACGAGGACGGCUCCUCUGCAGACUUCAGCUACGGGGCGGACGACUACGACGCCGAGGGGCAUGAGGAGCAGAAGGGACCCCCGGAGGGCUCGGAGACCAUGCCAUACAUCGACGAGUCGCCCACCAUGUCGCCCCAGCUCAGUGCCCGCAGCCAGGGCGGCGGCGAGAGCAUCUCCCCCACCCCACCCGAGGGGCUGGCACCUGGGGUGGAGGCGGGGAAAGGCCUGGAGAUGCGGAAGCUGGUGCUCUCGGGGUUCCUGGCCAGCGAGGAGAUCUACAUUAACCAGCUGGAAGCCCUGCUGCUGCCCAUGAAGCCCCUGAAAGCCACGGCCACCACCUCGCAGCCCGUGCUCACCAUCCAGCAGAUCGAGACCAUCUUCUACAAGAUCCAGGACAUCUACGAGAUCCACAAGGAGUUCUACGACAACCUCUGCCCCAAGGUGCAGCAGUGGGACAGCCAGGUCACCAUGGGCCACCUCUUCCAGAAGCUGGCCAGCCAGCUGGGUGUGUACAAAGCGUUUGUGGAUAACUAUAAAGUCGCUCUGGAGACAGCUGAGAAGUGCAGCCAGUCCAACAACCAGUUCCAGAAGAUCUCAGAGGAACUCAAAGUGAAAGGUCCCAAGGACUCCAAGGACAGCCACACGUCCGUCACCAUGGAAGCUCUGCUCUACAAGCCCAUCGACAGAGUCACUCGGAGCACCCUGGUCCUGCACGACUUGCUGAAGCACACGCCUGUGGACCACCCAGACUACCCGCUGUUGCAGGAUGCCCUCCGCAUCUCCCAGAACUUCCUGUCUAGCAUCAACGAGGACAUCGACCCCCGUCGGACUGCAGUCACGACCCCCAAGGGGGAGACCCGGCAGCUGGUGAAGGACGGCUUCCUGGUGGAGGUGUCAGAGAGCUCGCGGAAGCUGCGGCACGUCUUCCUCUUCACUGAUGUCCUACUGUGUGCCAAGCUGAAGAAGACCUCCGCAGGGAAGCACCAGCAGUAUGACUGCAAGUGGUACAUCCCCCUGGCCGACUUGGUGUUUCCAUCCCCCGAGGAGUCUGAGGCCAGCCCCCAGGUGCAUCCCUUCCCCGACCACGAGCUGGAGGACAUGAAGAUGAAGAUCUCUGCCCUCAAGAGUGAGAUCCAGAAGGAGAAAGCCAACAAGGGACAGAGCCGGGCCAUCGAGCGCCUCAAAAAGAAGAUGUUUGAGAACGAGUUCCUGCUGCUGCUCAACUCCCCCACAAUCCCGUUUCGGAUCCACAAUCGGAAUGGAAAGAGCUACCUGUUCCUGCUAUCCUCCGACUAUGAGAGGUCAGAGUGGCGAGAAGCAAUUCAGAAACUACAGAAGAAAGAUCUCCAGGCCUUUGUCCUGAGCUCAGUGGAGCUCCAGGUGCUCACAGGAUCCUGUUUCAAGCUUAGGACUGUACACAACAUUCCUGUCACCAGCAAUAAAGAUGACGACGAGUCUCCAGGGCUCUAUGGCUUCCUCCACGUCAUCGUCCACUCGGCCAAGGGGUUUAAACAAUCAGCCAACCUGUACUGUACACUGGAGGUGGAUUCCUUUGGCUAUUUUGUCAGCAAAGCCAAAACCAGGGUGUUCCGGGACACGACAGAGCCCAAGUGGGACGAGGAGUUUGAGAUCGAGCUGGAGGGCUCCCAGUCCCUGCGGAUCCUGUGCUAUGAGAAGUGCUACGACAAGACCAAGGUCAACAAGGACAACAACGAGAUCGUGGACAAGAUCAUGGGCAAGGGACAGAUCCAGUUGGAUCCACAAACUGUUGAAACCAAGAACUGGCACACGGACGUGAUCGAGAUGAACGGGCAGAUCAAAGUGGAGUUCUCCAUGAAGUUCACCAGCCGGGACAUGAGCCUGAAGAGGACCCCGUCCAAAAAGCAGACCGGCGUCUUUGGGGUGAAGAUCAGCGUGGUGACUAAGCGGGAGCGCUCCAAGGUGCCCUACAUCGUGCGGCAGUGCGUGGAGGAAGUGGAGAAGCGGGGCAUCGAGGAGGUCGGCAUCUACCGGAUAUCGGGGGUGGCCACGGACAUCCAGGCGCUGAAGGCCGUCUUCGAUGCCAAUAACAAGGACAUCUUGCUGAUGCUGAGUGACAUGGACAUCAACGCCAUCGCCGGCACCCUCAAGCUCUACUUCCGGGAGCUGCCCGAACCCCUCCUCACAGACCGGCUUUACCCGGCCUUCAUGGAGGGCAUCGCCCUGUCAGACCCUGCUGCCAAGGAGAACUGCAUGAUGCACCUGCUCCGCUCCCUGCCCGACCCCAACCUCAUCACCUUCCUCUUCCUGCUGGAACACUUGAAAAGGGUUGCCGAGAAGGAGCCCAUCAACAAAAUGUCGCUCCACAACCUGGCUACCGUGUUUGGCCCCACGUUACUGAGACCCUCAGAAGUGGAGAGCAAAGCACAUCUCACGUCAGCCGCAGACAUCUGGUCCCACGACGUCAUGGCACAGGUCCAAGUCCUCCUCUACUACCUGCAGCACCCCCCCAUCUCCUUCGCCGAGUUGAAGCGGAACACACUGUACUUCUCCACCGACGUGUAGCCCGGGGCGGGGCCGGCUGCAGGGGCGGCGGGGCCAGCCUCACCAGCCGGGGGCCCUACACAGACUUGAAAGACUGCAGUGGGACACUCCCACGCCCGGACUCUAGGGCACACCGGCUCCCAGGAACUGGACCCUGUGCGUCUUUGUGGCACCUUGUACAGAGCCAGCUGGCCAGCCCCCAGCCGCAGUGCCGCGCCCCAGGCUCCCGCCCUCGUCCCUCUCUAGUCGUGUCUAAAGCUCCGUGCUGUUGGGGAUUGUUUUAUGUGUAUCUGUCAUGCAGAAGAGGUACUGACCACGCCGGUGUGGGCGCGCACAUAGCCUGCUUCGUUCUUCCAUUUCCUGCAGCACUCUCCUCCCGCGUCCGGUGCGAGGGCUUGGACUCUGCGCGGUGUUAACUGCUGCCAGCCUCUCUCCCGGCCCCGCCCCCAGACGGCAGUCCCUGGGCAGCCUCGCCUGCACCCACUGGCCCGCAUGCAUGGGCAGCCUCCGUCCUUGCUCUGUCACCCUGACGCAACUGAAGAGGCCCUGGGUGGCGGCGGCAGUGGCGGUCGCCUGAGGCUGCCGUGGGCCGCCCCAGCCUCUCCUUGCGCCCGUGGAAGCACACCUGCUUUGCCUUGCUGCCUGUGCAAAUGUUGGACAAGGAGACACUCACACUAACUGUCAGCUCAGCGCAGAGCUGGACAGCAGACUUCUGGACUUUUCCACCCGAGACUCUCCAUUUGCAGGGUUUGUCUUUUCUGCCUCUGGCCUACCCGUGAGGCUGUCUUUGACUGUUCUGCUUUUCGGUUCCUUUUCCCCCAUUGUUCUGUUUCCAUUGAGUGUAAAGGUUCACAGUAAGUGACUUCCCAUCCAGAGCGCUAGAGGGUCAGGCAGAAUCUGGGGAGGUGGGAGAGCACUGCUGAGGAGGCGGCAGGGCGGCAGGCAGAGGGAGGCCGCACAGCAUGGGUGGGGGACGCGGCUCGUAGAAGCCAGGCUUCCUGGGGGCCAGCGAGGCGGCUGAAGCAGGUGUCCGGACACGGGCAGGCUCCCCUGGGGAGGCCGGCCGGCACCUCGUGUACCUCACAGUACUUUUGCCUUAGAUUUCACAUUCUCCUCAGCCAAGCACUGCCACGGGGCAGCCCCCACGGCCACGUGUGCUCUGGGACCCGGGCAGGACAGGCCCAGGCCAGCAGGAGGCACGGCACCACCUGUCUCGGGACCGGGUGCUGCUGGGGCCCUCGCUGCGGACAGCUUGCUCCACAGUGGGGGCUCAGCAGGUCCCAUCCCCGACCUGAACCCAUUGCUCAGCACUGGGAAGGGCGGCUUCCUGUGGCAGAGGGGUUCCAGGCCCUCCGCUCUUGUUGCUCGUGCUCAGGGCGAAGUCUUGGAGGGGCUCACUGGCCUCAAGCUGCAGUGCGUUCUGAUCUGUUCACACCCGUGGCCUUCGGCACAGCGGUACCCGUCGCGUGCACGUCGGAGGAAGAGAUGCCUGAAGGAAGGAAGUAGUGGCCAGCCAGCCGCAGUCUACAGCUCAGUGAGGAGUUCUGCUCCCUGGGACAGGCGGCCGAGGAGGAAGACUGCCACUGGAGCCCGAGACCCCAGGCCUGCCCGUGCCCACCAUCUCCGCUUGGCACGCGGUUGGCCGCUGAGGUGUGGUGGGGCAGGCUCUGGCUCGCCUCUGACAGCGACGAGUCAGAGGUCCACGUGGCGGUAGUGACAGCCCAGAUGAGCGGCUCCCACUGCCCCAGCGCCAGGGCCACUCGCCUCCCAGCGUCGGGUAACAGCAGCCCGCAAGCUGGCCGAGCGUACACGAGAGCAGGAGCAGGCAGGUUGAUGAAGCUGGCCCCCAGAGGUGCAGGCUCACGUGCCGCACCUGGACUAAGCUGCACCCAGGAAAUCUGGGGCGGGUUCUCCUCAGACGGCCUGUGCAGGCCACGGUGUCACUGGGCCCGCAGGCUCCGGGUACGCCUGUCCUUGCUGGGCACCGGCUGAGGCUGCCAGUUUUUGCCGAUGGAGGUAGAAUGGGACCCCCCAUUAAUAUUUGACUUUAAUAAGGUGGUAAGGAUAUAUUUUUUGUCUAUGUUCCGUUUCAACUUAUGUAGAUUAUAAAUUGAUGUAAACCAUGUGAGAGGAAAAUGUUAAUUAAAAAAAAAAUGCGAAGCCCCAACAUUUGCACAAAACUCA
Oryctolagus cuniculus (rabbit) is the source of this 6227-nucleotide messenger RNA. It is a transcript of the gene ABR, whose product is annotated as ABR activator of RhoGEF and GTPase. The record is from RefSeq and is a predicted model, not a curated record. NCBI's taxonomy places the organism in Eukaryota, Metazoa, Chordata, Mammalia, Lagomorpha, Leporidae. Gene Ontology annotation, molecular function: GTPase activator activity; protein serine/threonine kinase activity; guanyl-nucleotide exchange factor activity. Gene Ontology annotation, cellular component: membrane. Gene Ontology annotation, biological process: intracellular signal transduction; positive regulation of GTPase activity; protein phosphorylation.